Molecule: messenger RNA, 1684 nt
Organism: Cricetulus griseus (Chinese hamster)
Lineage: Eukaryota; Metazoa; Chordata; Mammalia; Rodentia; Cricetidae
Source: RefSeq, a predicted model, not a curated record
AUGAGAGCUGCUGACAGAAUGGGGGCCAGGGCAGUGUCCAAGCUGCAGCUAGCACUGCUGUUUGUAUUGGUGCUGGGGACACCGAAGUCAGGGGUCCAGGGGGAGGAAGGGCUGGACUUCCCUGAGUACGAUGGUGUGGACCGUGUGAUCAAUGUGAAUGCAAAGAACUACAAGAAUGUGUUCAAGAAGUAUGAGGUACUGGCCCUCCUCUACCAUGAGCCCCCUGAGGAUGACAAGGCCUCACAAAGACAAUUUGAGAUGGAGGAGCUAACCCUGGAGUUAGCAGCCCAAGUCCUAGAAGACAAGGGUGUUGGCUUUGGCCUGGUGGACUCUGAGAAGGAUGCAGCUGUGGCCAAGAAACUAGGACUAACUGAAGAGGACAGCGUUUACGUGUUUAAAGGCGAUGAAGUCAUUGAGUACGAUGGCGAAUUUUCUGCGGACACUCUGGUGGAGUUUCUUCUUGAUGUCCUAGAAGACCCUGUGGAAUUGAUUGAAGGUGAACGUGAGCUGCAGGCAUUUGAAAAUAUUGAGGAUGAGAUCAAACUCAUUGGCUACUUCAAGAGCAAAGACUCAGAGCAUUACAAAGCCUUCGAGGAUGCAGCUGAGGAGUUUCAUCCCUACAUCCCUUUCUUCGCUACUUUCGACAGCAAGGUGGCAAAGAAGCUGACUCUGAAGUUGAAUGAGAUAGAUUUCUAUGAGGCCUUCAUGGACGAGCCUGUGACCAUCCCAGACAAGCCCAACAGUGAAGAGGAGAUUGUCAGCUUCGUGGAGGAACACAGGAGAUCAACCCUGAGGAAACUGAAGCCUGAGAGUAUGUAUGAGACUUGGGAGGAUGACCUGGAUGGAAUCCACAUUGUGGCCUUUGCAGAGGAAGCUGAUCCUGACGGUUAUGAGUUCUUAGAGACUCUCAAGGCUGUGGCCCAAGACAACACUGAAAACCCUGACCUUAGUAUCAUCUGGAUUGACCCUGAUGACUUCCCACUGUUGGUCCCGUACUGGGAGAAGACGUUUGACAUCGACUUGUCAGCUCCACAGAUAGGAGUUGUCAAUGUUACAGACGCGGACAGCAUAUGGAUGGAGAUGGACAAUGAGGAGGACCUGCCGUCUGCUGAGGAACUGGAGGACUGGCUGGAGGAUGUGCUGGAGGGUGAAAUCAACACGGAGGAUGAUGAUGACGAAGACGACGAUGAUGAUGACGACGACGAUGAUGACUAGUUGCUAUGGCAACCACCUACCAGCCCCACUUGCUCUUUACACGUGCCUUCCUACCCUCCACGCACUUCCCUGAGCUCCUCGGGACACUAGGUCAUUCUUUACUAUAGGGCCGACUGUGGUCUGUAUACAGGGUGCUUGAGGUCCUGGUCUCCUUCACUGGUGAGAAAAGGAGCUGCUUUUCCUGAGAUACCAGCCCAGUUCUUUCAUCUCUCCUGCUUCUUAUCCUAUACCUUAUCCGUAUCUACUGUUUCCUCUCCUGUCACUCCCCAUAUUUGUGAUUCUACUGCCAUUUCUUCUCUGUCCCUUCCAUCAACACAGUCUCCACUUUUCAAAUCUUAAACCUUUCUGACUGUCCUGACCUGGCCGGGAGAAGGGGAGGUACUGUGUUAAGGGAUGUAUCUCACCCAUCUCGUGUUAAUGUAUUUGGGUCAAAUGCAAGGCCUUAAUAAAGAGAUCUGGGGCAGAAUGA